GGGAAUUCGUCCUGAGAGUGGAAUCCGGGACUGAUGAGAGCUGGAGCGAGAGGUUAGGAAUCUGAAGUAAAGAAGAGAUCAGAAUGUCUUCCAGAUGGUCUGAAUAUACAAUUGGUGGGGUGAAGAUUAGCUUUCCUUGUAAAGCCUACCCAUCACAGCUUGCUAUGAUGAAUUCUAUCAUCAGAGGAUUAAACUGUAAGCAGCAUUGUUUGUUGGAGAGUCCGACGGGAAGUGGGAAAAGCUUAGCCUUACUUUGUUCUGCUUUAGCGUGGCAGCAAUCUCUUAAUGCCACCCCAUUGGAUGACAGCUUAAGUAAAAAAGGUGAAGUGCCAUUGUCAUGUUGUUGUAUGUGCCAUUCCAAGAAUUUCACAAACAAUGAUGUAAACCAAGGAACUUCACAUCAUUUCAACAGUCCAAGUACACCUCCUCGUGGAAGAAACGACACUUCAUCAGCUUGUCAAGCUUCUCCUGAGAAAACUACACUGGCUGCAAAGCUCUCUGCUAAGAAGCAAUCAUUCAUAUACGGAGAUGGAAGUGAUGAUUUUCAAGUAGAGAAGAAAAGAAUUCGACCUUUAGAAACAACACAGCAGGUUAGAAAACGCCAUUGUUUUGAAAAAGAUGUACACCAUUUGGAUGCAAAAGUUUCCUCAGGAAAGGCCACAAAACUCAACUCUCCAUUAGGAAAAGUAGACUCCUUUUCUCCACAACAUUCCCCUGGUUACUGUUCAAGGUGCUGUUGUUCUACUAAACAAGGAAACAGUCAGGAUUCUUCAAAUACCAUUAAGAAGGAUCCUGGUGGGAAAUCCAAGAUACCCAAAAUAUAUUUUGGAACACGCACACACAAACAGAUUGCUCAGAUUACUAGAGAGCUUCGAAGGACAGCAUACUCAGGGGUCCCGAUGACUAUACUUUCCAGCAGGGAUCAUACUUGUGUUCACCCUGAAGUUGUAGGUAACUUUAACAGAAAUGAAAAGUGCAUGGAGUUGCUGGAUGGAAAAAAUGGGAAAUCCUGCUAUUUUUAUCAUGGUGUUCAUAAAAUUAGUGAUCAGCACACAUUGCAGAAUCUCCAAGGAAUGUGCAAGGCCUGGGACAUAGAAGAACUAAUCAGCUUGGGGAAAAAAGUAAAAGCAUGUCCGUAUUACACAGCACGUGAACUAAUAGAAGGCGCUGACAUAAUAUUUUGUCCCUACAACUAUCUUCUAGAUGCACAAAUAAGGGAAAGUAUGGAUAUCAAUCUGAAGGAACAGGUUGUCAUUUUAGAUGAAGCUCAUAACAUCGAAGAUUGUGCUCGGGAAUCUUCAAGUUACAGUAUAACAGAAGUUCAGCUUCGGUUUGCUCGGGAUGAACUAGAUAGUAUGGUCAACAGCAAUAUAAGGAAGAAAGACCAUGAACCCCUACGAGCUGUGUGCUAUAGCCUCAUUAAUUGGUUAGAAGCAAAUUCUGAACAUCUUGUGGAAAGGGAUUAUGAAUCAUCCUGUAAAAUAUGGAGUGGAAGUGAAAUGUUGUUAAAUUUAUACAAAAUGGGCAUCAGCACAGCUAAUUUUCCCAUUUUACAGGGUCAUCUUUCUGCUGUUCUUCAAAAAGAGGAAAAAGUUUUAGCAAUUCAUGGUAAAGAGGAGUCAGUAGAAGUGCCUGUUAUUAGUGCUUCAACUCAGAUAAUGCUUAAAGGACUUUUUAUGGUACUUGACUAUCUUUUUAGACAAAAUAGCAGAUUUGCAGAUGAUUAUAAAGUUGCGAUUCAGCAGACUUACUCUUGGAUAAAUAUGAGUGAUACAUUAGAUAAAAAUGGGUUUUUUGCUCUCCCGAAAAAUAAGAAGCGUUCACGACAGAAAACUGCAGUUCAUGUCCUAAAUUUUUGGUGUUUAAAUCCGGCUGUGGCCUUUUCAGAUAUUAAUGACAAAGUUCGGACAAUUGUUUUGACAUCUGGAACAUUAUCACCAAUGAAAUCCUUCUCUUCAGAACUUGGUGUUACAUUUACUAUCCAACUGGAGGCUAAUCAUGUCAUUAAUAAUUCACAGGUUUGGGUUGGCACCAUUGGGUCAGGCCCCAAGGGUCGAGCUCUCUGUGCUACCUUCCAGCAUACAGAAACAUUUGAGUUCCAGGAUGAAGUAGGAGCACUUCUGCUAUCUGUAUGCCAGACUAUAAGUCAAGGAAUUUUGUGCUUCUUGCCAUCUUACAAGUUACUAGAAAAGCUAAAAGAACGUUGGCUUUAUACUGGUUUAUGGCACGAUCUGGAAUUGGUGAAGACAGUCAUUGUAGAACCACAAGGAGGAGAAAAAACUGAUUUUGAUGAAUUACUACAGGUGUAUUAUGAUGCAAUCAGGUGCAAAGGAGAGAAAGAUGGAGCCCUCCUGGUAGCAGUCUGUCGUGGUAAAGUAAGUGAAGGUCUGGAUUUUUCAGAUGACAAUGCCCGUGCUGUCAUAACAAUAGGAAUUCCUUUCCCAAAUGUGAAAGAUCUACAGGUUGAACUAAAGCGACGAUAUAAUGACCAGCAUUCAAAAUUAAGAGGUCUUUUACCUGGCCGUCAGUGGUAUGAAAUUCAAGCAUAUAGGGCCUUGAACCAGGCCCUAGGUAGAUGUAUUCGACACAAAAAUGAUUGGGGAGCUCUUAUUCUAGUGGAUGACCGCUUCAGGAGCAACCCAAACCGAUAUAUAUCUGGACUUUCCAAAUGGGUACGGCAACAGAUUCAGCACCACUCUACCUUUCAAAGUGCAUUAGAGUCUUUGACUGAAUUUUCCAAAAAGCACCAAAAAGUCACUGAUGUGCCCAAAGAGGACAGUAAAUCUGUACAGGACAAUGCAUACACAGAUGGAGUGGCCUGUUCAAAGGACAGUGUCUCAGCAUAUGACCCAGAAGCAGCAAAUCAUCUAUCACCAGAAAAUUCUAGAAAAAGUGGAGCAAAAUCAUGUGUCCAAGAACUACAGUGUACUAAAAUGAUAAUUAAAAGUCCAUCUUCACUAAGUGACAGCAUCUCUACAAAGAAGAAAAAUGAUCCAGUAAUUAUGGAAGAAUCUACUCAGGCAGUAAAAACAGAAAAAAUUGUGAUUUCCAGAUCCACAAGCCCAACAUUCAACAAACAGACACAAAGAGUUAGCAGGCCUAGCUUUAAUUCUUUGGACUGUUGUCUGACUGGCAAAAUCCAGACUGCAACCCCUCAAUUCAGGUUAUCAGAGGACUGUGCCUCUAGUUCUUCGACUUUUAAGACAGAGAAGCUGUGUGAAACGGUUUUGCCACUCAGUGAUAAAUGUGAAGCCUCAUCUUUGGCAGUAAACAAAUCAUUUGAACCUAGCAUUCAGUCAAAAACUAUUGUCCCAUCAACAAAAACUGAUUCUACUCUUAAAAAAAAUCAUUCUGAACAAUUGCUCUGCUGUGAAGAAGGCUUGAAUCCAGAUAAUGAAUCGUCUCUCACAAAUGAAGAAGUUAAACUUUCUCCUUCAAAUAGAGAUUCUGAAACUGAAGUAGAAGAUGAAUCUAUCUAUUUUACACCUGAACUUUAUGAUCCUAUAGAUAUAAAUGAUGAAAAAAAUGAACUGGUUGAAACUGAUCGAGACAGUAGAUUGACUCAUAAUUCAAAUUGCGUGUUAGCUGAAAAUCUUUUUGAAAUCAGAACUACAGAAGUGGAUUCAGCCAAAGAAGUGAAAGUUAGGGAUUCUGUAGACACAAAUUUGAAUACACUCAUGCAUGUAAAAGAAAGGAAAAUCAGUGAUGUUAGUGGUGAUGUGAAAACAACUUGCAUGAAUGAAUUGGAACUUGAAAAAACUCAUGAAGCUCCUGUAAAUGAAGGGCUGAAAGUCUAUAGAACAUACAGGUCACAAGUCAAAAAAACUACCUGUUGGAAAGAAGGCUUUAUUCAUGGACAAAAGAGUACUGUUCAGCUCUGACUUAUGGUGGGUAUUGAACAUGGGACUUUAGGGCCUCAGGCAUGAGAGUCUUUUGGCACAACCAUUAUGUUAUCUCCCGUGCUCCAAGGAGGUUUACUUAUUUACUUAAUGUGUGUGGGGGGGAUACUCAGAGUACCUACCACUCAUGCUCUUUCUAACCUCAGAUUUAUGAACGAGUUCUGUAAGAUUUUACUUUAACUUUUAUGAACUUCUUAUAAAUAUUUGUUAACAUAGACAAAUGCAAUCAACCUUUUAUUUUAUUUUUUAAAUUUAUUUAUUGGGGGAUUAAUGUUUUACAGUUGAUAGUAAAUACGUUUGUACAUGCAUAACAUUUCUCAGUUUUCCACAUAACAAUACAAGCCCCACUAGAUCCUCUGUGCAAUCAAUCUUUUAUAAAUGAGGUAAUACUAAUACUGAAUCUUUAGUAAUCAAAACUACAUAAGACAAAGGAUGUCUAAGGAAGCAAAAACUGUAUCAUAAGCAUCUGGGGCCUGAAGAGGUGACUCAGCAGUAACAAACAGAACUUACAUGUGUAAAGUCCUAAGUUCAGUGUCUGUGCCACAGGUGCCAACAUAGUACUCUGGUUAUUUUCCUUUCUCUUAAUAAAUAAAGUAAUAAAGAAGUGUUAAAACAUA
Molecule: messenger RNA, 4516 nt
Organism: Erinaceus europaeus (western European hedgehog)
Lineage: Eukaryota; Metazoa; Chordata; Mammalia; Eulipotyphla; Erinaceidae
Gene: BRIP1
Product: BRCA1 interacting helicase 1
Exons: 22
Coding region: 84-3881 (1265 amino acids)
Biological process (GO): double-strand break repair involved in meiotic recombination; nucleotide-excision repair
Cellular component (GO): nucleus
Molecular function (GO): DNA binding; ATP binding; DNA helicase activity
Source: RefSeq, a predicted model, not a curated record